This is a messenger RNA of Nicotiana tabacum (common tobacco), 1978 nucleotides long. RefSeq names its product putative protein phosphatase 2C 33. The record is from RefSeq and is a predicted model, not a curated record. Gene Ontology annotation, biological process: protein dephosphorylation. Lineage: Eukaryota; Viridiplantae; Streptophyta; Magnoliopsida; Solanales; Solanaceae. Gene Ontology annotation, molecular function: protein serine/threonine phosphatase activity.
AUGGUCAAAGUCUCAAAGGAUUGUUUGUUAUUUAUUAGAAGGGGAGGUGUGACGGAUCCGAACACGGAAAAUAGGGGGGUUGGUUGUGUAGCUGCUCUGGAUUGUUUAUUGAAUAUAGUCCGGGCUCUCCGGACGGGGUCCUGCUUAACUUAUGAAAGCAGGACCCCUGUUCCGGGUUCUCCUACAUCCGCAGUUGGAAUUAGGAAAAAAAAGAGCUCAAAGAAGAGGCCAGUUUCUAGGAAUUCUUCUUUUAACAGUCGUAAGGAAGAACAGUUGCGUAAGAUUCCUGGCCGCUUAUUCUUGAAUGGCUCGAGUGAUGUGGCUUCGCUCUUCACUCAGCAAGGCAAGAAAGGAACUAAUCAAGAUGCCAUGAUUGUUUGGGAGAACUUUGGUUCCAGAACAGAUACAGUAUUCUGUGGUGUUUUUGAUGGCCACGGUCCUCAUGGCCAUAUGGUUGCAAAGCGAGUCCGAGAUUCCCUUCCCUUAAAGCUAAGUGCACACUGGGAAGUUAAUGUGAAAAGUGAGGAUGUUCUGAAGGAGAUCAGUCUAAAUGCUGGGGCUAGCCUAAAUUCUGAGGAUGCUUCCCUUAUAUCUGCUGAUGAGGAGUCGAGGGUCUCAAUUGACGUUGAAGAGGCUGAAAAGCAACCAGAGGUCUUUCAGACUUUGAAGGAGUCAUUUCUGAAGGCUUAUAAAGUUAUGGAUAGGGAACUGAGAAGCUACACCAAUAUUGACUGCUUCUGUAGUGGGACAACAGCUGUAACCUUUGUUAAACAGGGUCAGGAUCUUGUUAUUGGAAAUGUAGGCGACUCCCGAGCAGUUCUGGGUACAAGAGAUAAAAGUGGUUCUCUUACUGCUGUACAAUUGACAGUGGAUCUGAAGCCUAAUCUACCAGCGGAGGCUGAGAGAAUUCGUAAAUGUAGAGGACGUGUUUUUGCUCUUCGCGAUGAACCGGAGGUUUCAAGAGUGUGGUUGCCACAUAGUGACUCUCCUGGACUUGCAAUGGCACGUGCUUUUGGGGAUUUUUGCCUCAAGGAUUUUGGUCUCAUCUCUGUGCCUGAAAUAUCAUAUAGGCGUUUAACGGGAAAAGAUGAGUUCAUUGUUCUGGCAACUGAUGGGAUAUGGGAUGUACUUUCAAAUGAUGAAGUUGUAAAGAUCAUAGCAUCCGCUUCAUCCCGUUCAUCUGCAGCUCGAUCACUAGUUGAAGCAGCUGUUCGAGCCUGGAGGACAAAAUACCCAACUUCUAAAGUUGAUGAUUGUGCAGUUGUCUGCCUUUUUCUUGAUUCAAACUCAAAUAACUUGUCUACUGCUUCUAAUACAAACUACAAUGAUGAGACUGUCUCAAUGGAAGCAAAUGAAGUUGAUGUCAAGACAGAUGAUGCCUCUGGUCCAGCUGCAUUGCCUCGUUCUGGAACUGUUCGAGAAGGCGAUGAGGUUUCAGGAGAAGGCGACGACGUAUCAGAGGAAGGCAUAGAGGAAACCUCAGAACAUGAGGAACUGCUCGCGGAGGUUGGGACAGAAUGGUCCGCGCUUGAAGGGGUUUCCCGGCUGAAUACAUUGUUGACAUUGCCAAAGUUUGUGCCUGAUAAAGAAGAGAAGUAAGAUAGAGGUUUGAGAUGUCAAAGUUUGGAUUUAUAUCUUUUGAUUAUUUUCAAUUUUUAUUUAGUUCUUUCCAUCCAUUUAAAGGUCUGACAUAUCUACUGGGAGAAAAAAGAAAACAGAAAAUGCAAAAAUUUGAUAUUUGUUGUAGACAGGAGAGGUGGGCCCAGCAAUAUUAGAGUGUCUGGGAAUCAUCCUUUCUCUCCCUCCCUAGUGUUGGUAGAAGUGGAAUUUUGUAAAAAUCCAACUCUCCGUCUUCUUCAUUCUUGGUUUCUACCUUUUCUUUUCUUCCGCAUAUAUACCAAGAUUGUGUACCUUAUCAAAGAUUGUGUGAUUUUCCCUCAUUGUUAUAUUGAUACUAAUGCAGUCCUUUUUUGUUCAA